GGCUCUCAGCGGAGUGAUUGGCUGUCCCGGACCACGCAAUAGGGCCAUCGUGGACGUGUGGAACGAUGGCAGGCAAGGUGACGAAGAAGACCACAAAGAAGGGGAGCAAGCAGCCUGUGCGGCUCUAUGCCAAAGGCGUGAUCCUGGGCUACAAGCGCAGCAAGUCCAACUGCUACGCCAAUUGCACUCUGUUGAAGAUUGAUGGUGUCCGCACCAAGGACGACACAAAGUUCUACGUUGGCAAGAGGGUCGCAUACGUCUACAAGGCCAAGAAGGAGAUCCAGAACUCCAAGUUCCGUGUGAUGUGGGGCAAGAUUCGUCGUUCGCAUGGCAACUCCGGUGUGGUGCGAGCCAAGUUCAACAAGAACAUUCCUCCCAAGGCCUUCGGUGCUGCUUGCCGAGUGAUGCUUUACCCAAGCUCCAUCUGAGAGUCAACAUAGUCACCUAGUCCGAUUCUCAUGUGUCACCUUGCUGAAGAAGGUCCGGUAUGCAAACAGAAUGCUCGCAGCCAAAAGGAUGAUGUUUGCAGCUGCAGUAGCUGCUUGUUGCACUCAGCUUCACGCAGACACAUACUUGCAUGGCAAGGUGUGGCACCACUAGUAUGAUGCACUAUGAUGAACUAACUAUGCACAUAUUGUUUAGAUGUUUUGAAUGUAAGACC
Cladocopium goreaui is the source of this 661-nucleotide messenger RNA. The record is from the annotation of a GenBank genome assembly. NCBI's taxonomy places the organism in Eukaryota, Dinophyceae, Suessiales, Symbiodiniaceae.